GCAAAGAGACCUUACUGCAUUAUUCCUGGGGUGGCGACAGCCCAGUAUCCUUGAGAGAAUCUGGACUGGGGUGGCUGCUGCUGCCACCAGGGGAGGGGACAGAAUCCAAGGCACCUCCGGCUACAGGGGGACCUCCACGAUGCAGGUGAGCCAGGGAGCAGCACUGGUCACCCUCGCGCUGUGGGCACUUUGCUCACCGGUGCUGAGCACAGAAGGCAAGCGGAAGCUCCAGAUUGGAGUCAAGAAGCGGGUGGACAACUGCCCCAUCAAAUCCCGCAAGGGGGACGUGCUCCACAUGCAUUACGCGGGAAAACUGGAAGACGGGACCGAGUUCGACAGCAGCCUGGCUCGUGAUCAACCGUUUAUCUUUACCUUGGGGACUGGACAAGUCAUUAAAGGCUGGGAUCAGGGCCUGCUUGGGAUGUGCGAGGGUGAGAAGAGGAAAUUGGUAAUACCCGCUGAACUCGGUUACGGGGAUCGGGGGGCACCCCCCCAAAAUCCCAGGUGGGGCAACGUUGAUCUUUGAAGUGGAGCUGCUGAAGAUCGAGCGGCGGCAGGAAUUGUAGCUAUAUCUCUUCCGGGACCAGGGGGUGGAACGUGCGGCACGUGGGGCAGGGCGUCAGAGAGAGAAGCCGGGGAGGCAUCCAAAGAAGCGACUCGGGGAUUGUGGAUCAUUGACGGGCCAAAUAAAAGCACAGACCAGA
Molecule: messenger RNA, 704 nt
Organism: Varanus komodoensis (Komodo dragon)
Lineage: Eukaryota; Metazoa; Chordata; Lepidosauria; Squamata; Varanidae
Gene: FKBP2
Product: FKBP prolyl isomerase 2
Exons: 6
Coding region: 140-526 (128 amino acids)
Biological process (GO): protein peptidyl-prolyl isomerization
Molecular function (GO): peptidyl-prolyl cis-trans isomerase activity
Source: RefSeq, a predicted model, not a curated record